Molecule: messenger RNA, 1410 nt
Organism: Schizophyllum commune H4-8
Lineage: Eukaryota; Fungi; Basidiomycota; Agaricomycetes; Agaricales; Schizophyllaceae
Exons: 1
Coding region: 187-1149 (320 amino acids)
Source: RefSeq, a predicted model, not a curated record
CAUCUAAUCUUCUGCCACUCCAUAUCUCCCUGUAUUUAUAUCGCGCUUUUUGCUGACUCGCGCCUUUCACGUCGUGCUCCCGCCGGCGCCACCUUCCACGACGAUCUCCGCCACCUGAGACGCCCUCCGCCACCUCGCACGAUCAUCACCACCUUCGAUCUCGCGCUAUCUAUCCACUAUCCACUAAUGUCUGGUCCUCCGUCGUCGCCGCGGGCGAAAGAGUACUCGGAGCUCUUUGACUUCUUUGAAAGCCUUAUGAAGCGGCGGCCACGCGUGGAAGACAAGGACGCGACAUCCGAAUCGGAGACCGUCGAAGUCGAGACACCACCUGUGCCACCCGAACUCGUACCUCUAUUCCACCGCAAGGUCUCCGGCAGCAAGCGAGCCGUCUUCGCUGAUGCAUCGGAUUCCGACGAGGACGAAGACAGUGGCAAGGGGUCUGGCAAGGACAAGGGUUCUGGCAAGGAUAAGAAAUCCGGCAAGGCCUUCCCCAUGCCGCGCAACAUCUCGCCCUACCCAUUCAGCUUCAAGAUGAUGAUCCACAAGAUCUACGAGGACGAGUUCCUCAGCAAGUGCAACGAGUUCCUUGCCAAGUCGCGCGAGCAGUUCAAGCCACUGGCCGAGCAGCCGACGCCGGAGCGCCAGGGCACUGGCUCCUCGCCCACCGGCAGACUGCAGGCGCCCAUCCUUGGCGGCGGCAAGCACAACCUGCCACCCACGCGCCCGCGCCGCAACACCCUCGCCACCAACCGCACCAACCCGCCCCCCACCAGCCCCCGCUCCCCCAUGCCCACGCCCCCGCGCUUCCCCGCCUCUGCCAUGCGCCCGCUGCUCGACAUCGGCCGGGGCGACACCAACGAAACGCGCGCGACAAAGAAACGCUGCACAGGCCGCCGCCUCUCCGCCGUCGAGCCCGUGCCCGGGUGGGUGUACCACUCCGAGAUCGCAUCGGCGGCACGCGACAGCAGGGAGAGCUUCGAUGCGCCCCCAGGCUCGGCCGCGAAGGAGGGUCCGGCGACCCGCUACAAGGGCCUCGGGCUCGGGCACCCAUCGACGAACGUCGCUACUAGUAGCACCCCGUCGAAGAAGCGCGUACGCACGCGCGCCGUGAGCAUGGCGGGGCCCACCGCGCAGCGGUUGAUGGUGUGAGACGGCGGCGUUCGCGAUGGGGUGCAGAUAUCACUGGACACGCCUUUGUUCACGAGACGGGGACGCCGAGAAGGUUGAUCGGGGAGGGCGAUGGACCGCUAUAACAAUCAGAGUAAAUCAGCUUCCACGACGAUAUGAAGCGCACGACAGAACCUACGCACCAGCUACGAUCAAGAUAAUCCAUACCUAUAAUGAUGAGCUUCGAUAUUCAGUACUUUAGUUUACUUGAUUCCUGCAACCAAUGAGAUGACGCUGGUGCAC